Acanthochromis polyacanthus (spiny chromis) is the source of this 3554-nucleotide messenger RNA. RefSeq names its product protein Fer3. Gene Ontology annotation, molecular function: DNA-binding transcription factor activity, RNA polymerase II-specific; protein dimerization activity; RNA polymerase II transcription regulatory region sequence-specific DNA binding. Lineage: Eukaryota; Metazoa; Chordata; Actinopteri; Pomacentridae. Bases 904 to 1521 code for a protein of 205 amino acids. The record is from RefSeq and is a predicted model, not a curated record. The transcript has 2 exons. Gene Ontology annotation, biological process: regulation of transcription by RNA polymerase II; developmental process.
ACCACGUGUUAGCAAACAUACAGCCUUGUUGAAUUAAAGUUCAUCCCUAAGCUGCCCUCCAUCCAACCUCAAAGAAAGAACUGGCUUAUUUGAUUAACCCCAGCGUAAUUACAGCGUGCGUCCUCUCCACGGUUUGCCAUUUAGUCAGUCAUAUCAUUUGCAAAUUAGGAACGUAUUAAUGUGGCGACUAGACCUAAAUUAUGUGGGGCGAGUUGCGGUGACACUGUUGGAAUAUUUUACAUCUUGUAGGUCUGUUUGGGAUCUAACUUCAGUGCGUAAAAAUAUGUGGAGGGUAAACCCAUAGGCGAAACAUAAAUAAAUGCUCCUAUUACAUUAACAUCUCGUUACAUUUUGUCCUAACAAAGAGGCUUCAUGUGUUUCUGACAGUAGUGUUUGUUGUCAGCUGAGCUUUAAUAGGUAAAACAGUCCCAUUCAGAGGCCGCCGGGCUCGCACGGCCUGCUGUGCCAUAAUGUUCGGCACAAGCCCUCCAAUGACUGUUAAUACUGAGUGUUUUUUUGUCAAUAUUAGCGGGACUACUUAGGGGGGAAGUUUAUAAUUGGACACGUGUUUUCCCCGCUUUUUGUCGUUUGGAGAUCUACUGAUCCUUUUGUAAUUCGUUUUUAAAGCAAUGAACGAUCGACAAGGAGGGGUAGAGGAGUUCUUAAGAGCUCCCUUUCAGCCUUUAGAAUUGGCCUGGGCGACCCACCGAGAAACGUGGAGGCCCUGAAGUAUUUAAUCCAGGAGAUGUGCCCGUGAAGCUGUCACACAGCACACAUCCAGGCAGGUAGGUUGAGAUCAGUUUAUUUAGGAAGCAUCGGGCGCUGUGCUGUCUGACUCUUUGUCCAUCACCUCAGCCCACUCCAUUUUAUCUGUCAGGAAAAAAGAUUGAAUAGUUUUAAAAUAUGGAGGACAUUCUCUUUGACUUAGACCAGGAUGGCAACACGGAUUUUGCCUUUUGGGGACAGAUGGACCAAAAUUUCCAGUUCCAGACGCAGCUGGACACCUUCCUGCUGGACUGUACAGCGGCCACCGGCCAGCUCUCCCCCUGGUCCUCCUUCGGCUGUCAGUCCAUGUUCCCGGACGCACAGCUGACCUUCACCGACCUGGACGUACAGUCUCCGGGGGUGAGCAUCUGCGCUGAAGGCGAGAGCUCCUCCCUGGACGAGCCCCUGGAGGUGAGCAAGCGCAGGGCGCGCAGACUGGUGACCCAUCAGCCGUACAAGGUGCAGCGGCACGCAGCCAACAUCCGGGAGAGGAAGAGGAUGCUGAGCAUCAACUCAGCGUUCGAGGAGCUCCGCUGCCAUGUACCGACGUUUCCCUACGAGAAAAGGCUGUCCAAGAUCGACACUCUGCGCCUGGCCAUAGCCUACAUCGCCCUGCUGAGGGAAAUCCUCAUGUCAGGCUGCGACCCCAAAUCCUAUGUGGACGAGUGCAUGAAGAACGGCUACAAGAAUCAGACCAACGCCAUCUGGAACACAAGUGAUCUGACAGCCCGCCUCUCUUGGAUAAAGUGGGAUUAGCUGAGGAACAGUGGGCACCCAGAGUGAGGAGAUUGUAGCAGGGAGGUAUUACAGGUCUGUUCCUCCCUCUUCUCUCUGUCUGCAUGUCAAAGACAGGCGGCACCACUGAACCCACCGAUCGACAUCUGCAGACUUCUCACCAGGUCACACACCUCAGGCUUUCUCAACCCUAUCGUCUACUUUGUCCUCAGUGGCUUUGAAUAUUCUAAUUUAUUGUUGACCGGUAAUUGAGAGCCAUUGUUUCUGGGGCAGGGGCGGGAAAGAGGGUUGGCAUUGUUGUCCCAAAUGGAUGGCACUUGACACGGAGAGGCACACUGGCAUGAAGCUGAAUGGACUCACUGAGGACUCAUACUUCUGCAUGUAGCGCUGAAGUGUUUUCUGGACUCUUGUUUGUUUGGCUGCGAGUCGACGUGUUAAAAAGAGCCUUGAUCAUGUAAAUGAGACGAUGGGCGUGAGACGCGCGUCGGUGUAAUGUGAUUUAGCAUGUCAGGUGCUGCUUCCAAAGAUGGCAAUGCGUCUGCCUGUGUGCUGUUUGUUUCAUGUGCAACCUCUAUCAUCUUUUAUUUAUUUGUUUAUUUAUAAUGAUUUCUUAUUUAUGACAAAAUAUGCUGUGUAACUGUGCUUGUCUAUUGUUUUGUAGCUCAAAUGAUGUGUUUGCUGUGACUCAGUGUACCUUUAAAGCAACUCAAUGUCAUGUGAACGUGUAGUUUUCCGUAAAUGGAUCACCACAGAAAAUUGCACACAGCACCUUAGAUGAGUAAUUUUAUGUAUGGCAGAAUUACAGGCAAGAUCGUAAAAGGUAACCAGUUGUCAGUUGCCACUUACCUUCAUGUAUUUUGGUAAAAAUAAUUCAUAAAUUACAUUAAUUAACAAAGUGUUGGUUGAGGACUGACAGUUCAUCUCUCUUAGCUAUCCCUCCUUUCUUGAUUUCAAAAUCUAUUAGAUGACUUGAGAGGUUUUCAUCCCCUGUACUGGACUAAGUUUAACCAAUUUCUUGCACCACACUGGCAAUAGAUUUGGUAAACCCUCGUGUUGUCCUUAGGGUCAUUCUGACCCCAAGUAAAAUCUUUAGACAUUGUAUACUUUUAUGUAACAAGGUCUGUUUGGCCCUAAAUUCCAAAAUGAAGGGAAAAAAAAUGGUAAUGGAUUGGAUUGAAGUAAGACUAAUGGUGUAAUGCAAAUUUGAUUGACAUUUUAUAGUAUAUGCUUUUAAUAACAGUCCAACCAGGCGGGGUCAUUUUGACUCCAGAGGGCAGAAGUGCAUGGCAACUGGGGGAACAUUACAAUGGUUAACACAACGAAUCAAGCUUGAUGGCAUGAUCUGAAUCAGCUGAGAAUAUAAAAAGUGUGAUUUUCCCUUUAAAGUAAGGUUUACUACUGUCCUUUAACUGCUGCUGUGUCUAAUGACAUGAAUAUCACCUAUAUCAUUGAUUGUCAACCUUGGUUCAGUGACGUUCCCCCUGUGUAUUAUUUUUUUCAUUCAAGUACCCCGCAACCAAGGCAUUUUUGGCUGACAAAAAGAGACAGACAUAAAAUACAGCACUACGUCAUCAGUUUCUGAUAUUUAAAAUUUUAUAUCAAUGCAAAAAAUGCUAAUUUGUAGUGGUCUUUCUUCAGCUACUUGGAGAAAAAGAACUAAAAACUUGUUGAAAAAUAAAUAAUUUAUUCAACUGUAAAUAAAGAUUUCUACGCAGAAAUAAUCAUAAACGUAAAGUGUCCUCUUACACACGUGGACAAAAUUAUUGGUACCUCUCGGUUAAUGAAAGAAAAACCCACAAUGGUCACAGAAAUUAUUUGAAUCUGACAAAAGUAAAAAAAAAAAUUUCUAUGAAAAUUAACCAGUGAAAAUAAGAAAUUGCCUUUGAACCGCGGUUCAACAUCAUUUUAAAAAAACAAACUCUUUCAUCUAAACUCUUCCAUAAACUGGGUUUAUGGUGAUAAAAUGGAAUGGUCUACUUGAUAUGAAAUUCAGUUUAUAAACUUUCAUUCGUAUUUUGUUGAAGAAUUAUUGAAUAAAUAUAUUUUGUAAAGGA